AUGUACAUCACACAGCUGGUCGUUUAUCUGCAGCUCUUGGUCGUGAUCCAGAAGAUCGAGGUGAACUGGGGCGAACCUUUUCUUCUGAUUCUUGAUUGGCUCAGCUUCCUCUCUUUGGAGGCACUCGUCAAGUCGCUACACGCGAUCUCCUGCGUCGCGCGGCUCACUCCGACGCUGCAGUUUUUGCUUCAAACUCUUGCUGUACCAGCCGCCUUUAUGGUAGCACCGACAUGUACUCACCUCUUUCUGCAGACUCCCUGCGCCCUCCGCAAGCGUCGAAGAGGCAGUUCAAAACUCUACGUGCUUCUCGAGACUCUCGGGUCCCUCUCGGUUCUCUUCUGUAUUGUGCUGUGUACGGCUGUGGUGGAGCCACUUCAAUGCCAGGAGCAUCCAAAUGGGAUGUCGACGUUGCAGAGCAGUGUCAGCGUGUUCUGCAACUUUACUGGCGUACACUUGCAUCUUUGCAUCAUUGGUGGCAUCCUGGGUCUUCUACCACUGGGCUUUCUGUCCUUAUGUGCCUGGGCAGUCCUCUGCGAACUUCCGCGACGUGUUCAGAUGGCAGACAUGAAGUUUAUGGUCGCCUUCUCAUUCCUCGUUCUGCGCUUCUCUCCGGGCCUCGAGGCUUUUGCGAUUUUCCUUCUACUUCGCAACGUGCUCUUCGCCCUGGCGCCAGUGUUGCCUUCUGCCAGUGCAAGCUUGCUGCUUGUACAUGCUUUGAUCUGCUCGAACUUUUUCGUGGUGGCCUUGUUCAAGCCGUGGCGCACAUUACAUGCAUCUUAUUCGGAUAUCGCAGCCAACAUGAUCUUUCUCGUCAUCAUUUUUCAGGCCUCCUUCUUCGUGUCUGAAGUCGACAAGGUCGCCUCAAUGGUCCUUUGCACUGCAGCCCUAUGUGCCAUCCUGCUUGGCCUUACCGGCUUAAGCUUCUACACGAUGGCAAAGCUCCUGCUUUCACGCAACGGAGCCUAG
Molecule: messenger RNA, 966 nt
Organism: Symbiodinium necroappetens
Lineage: Eukaryota; Dinophyceae; Suessiales; Symbiodiniaceae
Source: the annotation of a GenBank genome assembly